This is a messenger RNA of Punica granatum (pomegranate), 1465 nucleotides long. Lineage: Eukaryota; Viridiplantae; Streptophyta; Magnoliopsida; Myrtales; Lythraceae. The record is from RefSeq and is a predicted model, not a curated record.
AGAAAAAUGGAUAAGGUAAGUACGCCUUGCUGCCUAUCUGCCUCUCCCUUCUCCCUCUCCCUCGCUUUCCUUUCCCCCUGGAAAAUCAAAAAAUCCUCCGAGCUUAGAGCUUAGAGCUCAGAGCUCACCCACUUCCGUCAAAGUCUUCCGCAGUAUGAUUGCAAGUUCCCUAGGGAAUUGUUGAUUCGGCGGCUUCAGCUCCACCAACCUCGUACAGCUUCCCUUUUGCUCCCGACCGGAAAUGGCGGCGGUCACCUCUUUGUCCUUCUCGGCAAUUGGUCAAUCUGCUGAGAGGAGGGCACCUCUCUCGUCGACGCGUGUCCUCGGCUCCAGCUUCUCGGAGGGGCUUCGCUUCCGUACAGGUGUACUCUGUGACCUUGCAGGGGUUAGAGCCUCGACUUCCGGCUCCCUCUUGGUCGUACAGGGCAUGUCCACUGCCACGGAUUUGCCUACUGUGGCUGAGACAAAGCAGAAUUUCCUCAAGGCAUAUAAGCGGCCCAUUCCUGGUGUCUACAACACAGUGCUACAGGAGCUGCUCGUCCAGCAACACUUGAUGCGGUACAAGAGGAACUAUCAGUAUGACCCCGUGUUUGCCCUCGGUUUCGUGACCGUGUAUGAUCAGCUCAUGGAAGGGUACCCCAGCGACGAGGACAAAGAAAUCAUCUUUCAGGCAUACAUCCAAGCAUUGCAGGAGGAUCCCCAGCAAUACAGAGCUGAUGCACAAAAAUUAGAAGAGUGGGCUCGUUCCCAAAAUGCCGACUCACUGAUUGGGUUUUCAACAAGAGAAGGGGAAGUCGAAGCCAUUUUUAAGGACAUAGCAGAAAGAGCUGGGAGCAAAGGGAGCUUUGGCUAUAGCCGAUUCUUUGCAGUGGGGCUCUUCCGACUUCUCGAGUUGGCAAAUGCCAUGGAGCCCACAAUUCUGGAAAAGCUUUGUGCUGCUCUAAAUGUUAACAAGAGAAGUGUGGAUCGGGACCUCGAUGUCUACCGCAACCUGCUCUCCAAGCUGGUUCAAGCCAAGGAGCUGCUAAAGGAAUAUGUUAACAGGGAGAAGAAAAAGAGAGAAGAAAGGGCAGAGUCCCAGAAGGCUAAUGAAGCUAUCACAAAAUGCGUGGGAGAGUACCAGCACAUUCUGCAGUAGAUCAUCAGUAUGUAUCUUCUUCAUCGGAUUGCUGACUGUCUACGUUCAAGAUACAGUGCGGUGUCUCUCUUUCAGUUUGCUUCGAGCUAUGAGAGUUGGGGCUUGCGUUGUUCUAGCUCUUGCUUCGGCAGGCUAAAUAUUUUUCACGUAUAAUUCACGCCAUCCUUGUUUUUCUUCCAGAAAUGUAUUCUCUCAUAUAAGGAAUUUUCCUCUUAAUUCUUAUUCGAGAUGUAUCUAGUGCUACUAGAAGUAAAUACUUGAAUAUACAAUGUCAUGAUGUUUCUAAAAUAUGCAAGAGUUCCAAAGCCCUUGGCUUUUCUAUUUCAA